AUGAGCACCGAGUCCUACACCGAGUCCUCAAGUGGGCGUCGUCGUGAGGAGGCGGCGGAGAAGGAGGAGAAGAAGGGCACGGCUGCGUCGGAAGCCUCCUAUAUUGUUAAUUCCGUCGGCACCUCUCAGCACCCUCCCCAAGCUUCUUCUCCCUCCACCUCUACUAAUCCUCCUCUUCCCUCGACAACUACUUAUUCCGCCGCCCCCCCUCAACUGCAUUUUGCCGAUGAUUGCAAACUCCCCUCCACACACUCACCCAAACACACUCUCCACACAGUGCCCCAGUCCGCCACGGCAGCAGCCUUCCUAAAAUCCCCCUCAUCGCUCAGCACUCGCCGCAAGCCCGUGAUAAACCCUCUCAGUGUCGACAACAUCCCCCGCCAAACAAUUCUCAAAGCGCUUGCCUCCCAGCGCACCCCAAUCCCUGUGAACAUUGCUGCAAACCUCUCGAGCGCCAUGUCACCCCUCUACCAGCCCAUGACGGCCCCCUGGUCAAACACCCAGGACGACGACCAAGAAGACGGCCAAGAGCAGUUCAGCGACUGCAGCCCCUGCUUCUACCACCAGAAAUUCGACAACGCCGUCAACGUCGACCGCGUGCUCGAGGAGAUCGCCGGCGACGAAUUCACCUCCCACUCACGCCUCGUGCAGACGGCCCUCGGCGUCCGCGAGGUUGCACGGCAGCUGCAGAGACGCACCUGUAAGAUGAACGUGAAGAACAUCAUGAUUGUGACCAAGGCGCGCGAUAACCAGCUGGUCACGCUGACCAGAGAGCUCGCUCACUGGCUCAUGAAGACGCCGCGCUACGGCGCCAACAUCGGCGUCAAUGUCUAUGUCGACAAGAAGCUGAAGGAGAGCAAGCGCUUUGCGGCGCAGACACUCGUGGAUGAGGACCCGCGGUUCAAGGGAAUGCUGAAGUACUGGACACCCGAUCUUUGCUGGAGCAACCCGGAGACAUUUGACCUCGUUCUCACGCUCGGUGGUGACGGGACUGUUCUCUUCACCAGCUGGCUGUUCCAGAGGAUUGUACCGCCAAUUUUGAGUUUCUCGCUGGGCAGCUUGGGCUUCCUGACGGGGUUCCGGUUCGAGAACUAUAAGGAGCACCUCAACAAGGUGUUGAAUGAGGGGAUGAAGGUGAACAUGAGGAUGCGCUUCACCUGCACGGUUUAUAGGGAGGAAAAUGGGCAGAUGAAUGAAGGGGAUCAGUUCGAGGUCCUAAAUGAACUGGUCAUUGAUCGCGGCCCAUCACCUUAUGUGUCCAACCUCGAGCUCUACGGUGACGAUGACCUCCUAACCGUCGUCCAAGCUGACGGCUGCAUCUUCUCCACCCCAACUGGCUCAACCGCAUACUCACUCUCCGCCGGCGGCUCCCUCGUCCACCCCGACAUCCCCGCCGUCCUCCUAACACCAAUCUGUCCUCACACCCUAUCCUUCCGUCCCAUGCUCCUCACCGACUCGAUGCUCCUACGCGUCUCGGUCCCCAAGAACUCGCGCGCAACCGCAUGGUGCGCAUUCGACGGAAAGGGCCGCAUCGAGCUCAAGCAGGGCGACCAUGUCACCAUCGCGGCAUCGCAGUACCCGUUCCCCACGGUGCUGAGCAAGGGCACUGAGUGGAUCGAUAGUGUCAGUCGUACAUUGAGGUGGAACACGAGGGCUGCGCAGCAGAAGGCGUGGGAGGGCAGUAGUGAGGAGGAGGAGGGCACACAGGAGGGUGGUCAGGGGAGGGAGAGGGUUGUCGAGUGGGAUAUUGAUACGGAUAGCGGGUGCUAUAGCGAUAAUGAGAGUGGGAGAAGUAGCCCGUUGAGGAGGCAGAUGAGUCUUUUGGGGUUUACUUAG
Messenger RNA from Morchella importuna, 1836 nucleotides. RefSeq lists its product as uncharacterized. NCBI's taxonomy places the organism in Eukaryota, Fungi, Ascomycota, Pezizomycetes, Pezizales, Morchellaceae. Gene Ontology annotation, biological process: NAD+ metabolic process; NADP+ biosynthetic process. Bases 1 to 1836 code for a protein of 611 amino acids. The record is from RefSeq and is a predicted model, not a curated record. Gene Ontology annotation, molecular function: NAD+ kinase activity. The transcript is spliced from 4 exons.